UUCCUGUGUACGAUAAUCGCCAGACGGUAGUAGUUGUCAUGUUAUUCAGGUCCUUAACGGGUGUCUGCACCCUUGCAUUAGUAGGAGCUGCUGCUUACAAAUUUGGUCAUACACAAGCUAGUGCAGCUUUACUCCAUUCCUCUCGAAGGUCUUUACUAGUUUCACAAUCAAGCAUGAAGGUUGAACUGCUUCCAGCAUUGAUUGACAACUACAUGUACCUUCUUAUUGACGAGGACACCAAGGAAGCGGCAAUUGUGGACCCUGUGGAGCCACAGAAGGUUGUGGAAGCAGUCAAAAAGCAUGGCGUGAAACUAACUACUGUUCUUACUACACAUCAUCACUGGGACCAUGCAGGAGGUAACGAGAAGAUGGUGAAGUUGGUUUCUGGGCUGAAAGUUUAUGGGGGAGACAGCAGAGUGGGGGCACUUAACCAAAAAGUCACACACUACAAUACAUUCAAGGUUGGCUCCUUGAAUAUUAAGUGUCUCUUUACACCGUGUCACACAUCUGGACACAUCUGUUAUUUUGUUACUAAAGAGAGCAGUUCUGAACCCCCCGCUGUAUUUACUGGUGAUACUCUGUUUAUUGCUGGGUGUGGGAAGUUCUUUGAAGGCACAGCAGAUGAAAUGUACAAAGCUUUGAUUGAGAUUCUUGGACGCCUGCCACCUGAAACCAGGGUUUACUGUGGACAUGAAUACACUAUCAACAAUCUGGAGUUUGCUCAACAUGUGGAACCAAGAAAUGAUGCCAUCAAGAAAAAACUAGCUUGGGCAAAGGACAAAUAUGACAACGGUGAACCUACCAUCCCUUCCACUAUAGCUGAAGAGUUUACCUACAACCCCUUUAUGAGAGUCAGGGAGAAAUCAGUGCAGGAUCAUGCUGGGCAGACUGAUCCUGUCACUACAAUGGGUUUCAUUCGCAAAGAGAAGGAUAACUUUCGAGUGCCCAAGAACUCUCUCUAAAGUGGAAAAACAGAACAUGCUUUCCUACAAAAGCUUUUCUGGCACUACCCUGCACAGCUUUGUAAAUUGAAUGUAUAAAAAAUAAAAGAGCUCUAUAUUUUAAUGUCUAAAGCACCUUUCCUGUUCAUGGGACAAAGAAAUUUAAAGAAGUUGGUCAUUUUAGUAUAAAAUGUGCAUCUUAACAUUGAGUGCAGUACAUACUUUAUUUUUUAUUACUAUUAAAAGGAAAAACAGCAUGCAGGUAUUGUGCAGUCCAUUCAAGCAAUAGUGAAUACAAAACAAACAAAAAAAAAAUGUAUGCAAAUGUUAAAAAUCUUUGACCAGCGUAUUUUAUUUUCUGUAUUUUGUUUUUGGUCUUUGUCUGUUACUUAUUAAUGUUAUUUAAGCACUGGUUGUCAGAAAAGAAUUACCUUAAGGUAUAGAUAGCAUUUUCUGAUGUAACCUUGGGUGGAGCUUUUUAAUUAUAAUAAAAUUUAAAAAAAAAAUGUAGGCUUUAAAUAUGUAUAAAUUAUUGAUUGACUUUUAAUAUUUAACUAGUUAAAGAUGUGCAUGAUGUAUGUCAUAUGAGCAAUAAACCUGAUUGAUGUGGCU
Molecule: messenger RNA, 1553 nt
Organism: Polyodon spathula (Mississippi paddlefish)
Lineage: Eukaryota; Metazoa; Chordata; Actinopteri; Acipenseriformes; Polyodontidae
Gene: hagh
Product: hydroxyacylglutathione hydrolase
Exons: 9
Coding region: 39-962 (307 amino acids)
Biological process (GO): glutathione metabolic process
Cellular component (GO): mitochondrion
Molecular function (GO): hydroxyacylglutathione hydrolase activity
Source: RefSeq, a predicted model, not a curated record